This is a messenger RNA of Asparagus officinalis (garden asparagus), 1612 nucleotides long. Its product is annotated as ADP,ATP carrier protein 1, mitochondrial-like. The record is from RefSeq and is a predicted model, not a curated record. Lineage: Eukaryota; Viridiplantae; Streptophyta; Magnoliopsida; Asparagales; Asparagaceae. Gene Ontology annotation, molecular function: ATP:ADP antiporter activity. Gene Ontology annotation, cellular component: mitochondrial inner membrane. The transcript is spliced from 4 exons. The coding region runs from base 102 to 1259 and encodes 385 amino acids. Gene Ontology annotation, biological process: mitochondrial ADP transmembrane transport; mitochondrial ATP transmembrane transport.
AAAAAAAACAGUCAUGACUCUUCUCUACUGAGCACUGCUCUCUCGAAUGCUCUCUCAGAGCAACGCACGGCUUAGGGUUCCUGUCUCAAAAGUGUGAAGAAAUGGCGGACAAAAAUCAUCGCCCAUCAGCAAUCCAAAUGAUCUAUGGGCAGUCUUCACCCAGUAGAUUCUUUGCAUAUGCCCAGGCAAGGAACAAUGGAAUCCAUAACUUUGCAGGCACUUUCUAUAAUGGAAACCUUCAAAGUAUAUUGCUGCGACCAAACCGAGGAAAUAACGGAGCGAUUGCUCUUUCUUUGCAUUCGCCACUUUCCCCUGUCAACGCUUAUGCUCCUAAGGAGAAAGGAGUCACUGGAUUUCUUAUAGAUUUCUUGAUGGGAGGAGUUUCUGCUGCUGUUUCAAAAACAGCAGCUGCUCCAAUUGAACGAGUUAAGCUCUUAAUUCAGAACCAGGACGAAAUGAUCAAGGCUGGUCGUCUCUCAGAGCCUUAUAAAGGAAUUGGAGACUGUUUUGCCCGAACAGUCAAGGAUGAAGGCUUCCUUUCAUUAUGGCGAGGAAAUACUGCGAAUGUCAUUCGUUAUUUUCCCACUCAGGCCCUUAACUUUGCUUUUAAGGAUUACUUCAAGAAAAUGUUCAACUUCAAAAAAGAUAAGGAUGGUUACUGGAAGUGGUUUGCUGGUAACUUGGCAUCUGGAGGUGCAGCUGGAGCCUCUUCUCUGUUGUUUGUGUAUUCUCUGGAUUAUGCUAGGACUCGACUAGCCAAUGACGCAAAGGCAGCAAAGAAGGGAGGUGAAAGGCAAUUCAACGGUCUGGUUGAUGUUUACAAGAAAACCCUGAAAUCUGAUGGUAUUGCUGGACUGUAUCGAGGCUUUAAUAUCUCCUGUGUUGGUAUCAUUGUCUAUCGGGGACUCUACUUUGGGAUGUAUGAUUCGCUGAAGCCAGUUGUACUGGUUGGUUCCCUAGAGGAUAAUUUCCUCGCCAGUUUCUUACUGGGAUGGGGCAUAACAAUAGGAGCUGGUCUUGCUUCCUACCCCAUCGAUACUGUUCGUAGAAGGAUGAUGAUGACUUCCGGUGAGGCUGUCAAGUACAAUAGCUCGAUGGAUGCAUUCAAACAGAUUAUAGCGAAGGAAGGUGCCAAAUCUCUCUUCAAGGGUGCCGGUGCUAACAUCUUGCGUGCAGUUGCAGGUGCCGGUGUCCUUGCGUCCUAUGAUAAGCUGCAGUUGAUAUUCUUCGGCAAGAAAUAUGGGUCUGGUGGCGGUUAAUUGUGCUUCACUAGUUGGGCCAGUCAGGGUCUAGGGUUUGAUGAUGAUGAUAAAUCCAAAUAAGGUAGUUAUCAUGAGUACAUAUGGGUUUUAGUUUGAAAUAUUGCUAGCGGUUGAAUGUUGUGCAGAACUCAAAUGGUGUUGCCUGUUAUCUGAAACAGUAGUGUUUUUUUUUUCGUUUGAGCUUAGUAACUUGGUCGAGAUGUGUUAUAUGUCCGUUUGUUGGACUGCUAAAAAGCAUUUGGUCAGACCUAUAUUUCAGAGGUUUUCGCCGAAGACCUAUAGUUGUGAGCCAUCUUUAAUAAUACCUCCGAAGACCUAUAGUUUGCAAGCUCUUGGAUCUUUCGAAUGAA